This is a messenger RNA of Venturia canescens, 906 nucleotides long. RefSeq names its product U11/U12 small nuclear ribonucleoprotein 25 kDa protein. Gene Ontology annotation, biological process: mRNA splicing, via spliceosome. Gene Ontology annotation, cellular component: U12-type spliceosomal complex. The coding region runs from base 310 to 837 and encodes 175 amino acids. Lineage: Eukaryota; Metazoa; Arthropoda; Insecta; Hymenoptera; Ichneumonidae. The record is from RefSeq and is a predicted model, not a curated record. The transcript has 2 exons.
CAGAUAAUCUGAGAUUAUUAUCUCAGUCUGCAAAACUCUUCCCGAUGAAUCACUCGUAGAAAACUUUUGCGGCGUAUAUUUAUAUAUAUAUAAAUAUAUGUUGUCUAGAAACAUUGGCGGGAGAAUCUCCGAGAGCGAUAUUGUUAUUGUUAUUAUUAUUAUCAUUAUUAUUAUUGUACAAAAUAAUAAUAACGCGACAACGGCAUAAUUAAAAAAAACGAAACGAAAAUAUCGAUCACAACUUUUCGAUAGUCGAUACCCGCGCCGCCGUUGCUGGAUUUUUUCCUUCUGUAACACGCCAUCUGUUGCAUGAAAACAGAAAGUGUUUGUUUGGUAAACAUGAGUGAUGGCAAGGACGAAACGAAAAAAGAUAAUGUUGAAGAGAAAUUUGGUAGAGUUCAAUUCAGUCACGAAGAACUUGUUAAAUUAACAAAAGAGGCUAUUGAUAAACUGAUCGAAAGUGAUCCAUUAUUGAAUGGUCUACUAUCGGAUACCACCGCCGAAGAAAUCCGUUCGCAAACCGCAGUCGCCCAGGGUCAAGCGAUUACGCUUUAUUUGAAUCGUGGCGAACGUCCUAUACUUCCUAUCGUGGUUGCCCCGCACACAACUACCGUUCUUGAUUUGAAAAAAGCCAUAAGAAGAUACACAGAUUUGGCUUUGAAGAGAGAAAGAGUGAAAACGAAAAUCAGCUGGAAGCACGUCUGGAAAAAAUAUCAAUUGUCCUUCAAUGACAGUAUUCUUAGUGAUGAUUCGGCAAAUAUAAAAAAUUAUGGUAUAAGUAACCGAACGGAAUUACACUUCAUAAAGAGAAUAAGGGAAAAAAAUAAAAGAAAGUAGUAUUGUAAUAGGUGUUGUUUAUCUAAUAACAAAUAAUUUAAUGACAAUAAAUUGGUUAAUGACUUUGUA